This is a messenger RNA of Harpegnathos saltator (Jerdon's jumping ant), 578 nucleotides long. RefSeq names its product huntingtin-interacting protein K. The coding region runs from base 52 to 441 and encodes 129 amino acids. The record is from RefSeq and is a predicted model, not a curated record. Lineage: Eukaryota; Metazoa; Arthropoda; Insecta; Hymenoptera; Formicidae. The transcript has 3 exons. Gene Ontology annotation, biological process: protein stabilization; negative regulation of apoptotic process.
AAAAGUGCAGAAAGUGCACUUAGAAUUACGAAUUUGUAACACCUUCAAUAUAUGCCGGAGAUCCCGGGAGAAAAAUUAAAGAUGGCGGAUGACGAUGUAAAUGGAGAUUGCGAUGAUGUGCAGCAAGAGAAAUCUCAGAAAAAAGCGGCCAAGUAUGAUAGCGGCGCGGCAGAUUUGGAGAAGGUGACAGAUUAUGCCGAAGAGAAGGAAAUUUCAUCUUCCGAUGGGUUUUCAUGCGCAUUGAGUAUAAUCGGUGACCGGCGGAAUAAAGAAGCCGCAGAGAAGAAAGCCAAGGAGAAGGAACUGCUCAAAGUAUCUAUCAAAAAAGAAGAUGUCGACUUAAUUAUGAAAGAGAUGGAAAUCAAUCGAAACUUGGCAGAACAGACUCUCAGAGAACAUAGAGGAGAUAUUGUAGAAGCAUUAAUUACAUUAACUAAUUGAUAUUGUACAGGACUGUGAGUGAUCUCUUGCGACCGCAACUCCAUAAAUUCCAUUGUAAAUUACACAUUAGUCCGGGAGUUGUUAAGACUUUGGUUUAUUAAUAUUUAUUAAUAAGUAUCAUCAAACAUAUACAAAUG